Messenger RNA from Branchiostoma floridae (Florida lancelet), 1524 nucleotides. RefSeq lists its product as uncharacterized. The coding region runs from base 66 to 1130 and encodes 354 amino acids. The record is from RefSeq and is a predicted model, not a curated record. The transcript is spliced from 2 exons. NCBI's taxonomy places the organism in Eukaryota, Metazoa, Chordata, Leptocardii, Amphioxiformes, Branchiostomatidae.
GAUCAUGGGAAAUCUGGGUAUUUUGGCGCCAACAACACCGGGCACAUUUUCCAGGAAAUUCUGUCAUGAGUCGAUCUUUUCCUCGUGUGUCAGGAGUUCUCGCCUCAUUGGUCAAAGGACAUAACAGCAAAGCCCACCCAGGAGUUCCACCCAGGAUGUACCAACCGGUUGGGUUUACAUGUAAAGCGUGCCAUGUCUUUGCGGUAAAUGAAGUAGACAUUCAAAACCACUGUGUCUUGAUCCAUAUUAUCGGAGAUGCUGCUUCUUCAGCCGCAAAGCCACCGCAGAUCAAAGUAGAACCUGACCAACCACAAGAAGAUCAAGCACAACAAUCAGAAGAAGAGCGAGAGCUGCCCAGGAUCAAAGCAGAGCAACAACAACUGCCAGUGGAAGAUCUAGAGGCAGAUCCUGAUGAUCCUAGUGUUAAAGAGCCUGAGCAACAGGCGGAUGGAGAGAGAGAUGGAGAAAACCCUCGGGCUCACCCACCGCCCAGUAUUGACCCGCAUGUCAAAAGGAGACAAGACUUGGCGGAGAGGAUGCAGAAGUGGGACAAACGGAGACGGGAACAGUAUGAGAGAGCGGACAAGGACCUCAGAACGGUGCGGCAUAUCAUGAUAAGGGUAAGGAAGAACACCCGCAAGAGCAAGGUGGAGCAUCGGCUCUACAAAAAGCUGCUGGAGAAGGAAACUGCCAGACUGAGGCGGAAAUGGAAGUCACCAGAGCUGGAGCCAACAAAGGAACAAGUCCUGAAGGCUCUGAAACGUAAGUGCCGUCAGCUGCAGGAGAAGCUUGGUAAGUUACGGAGAGAACCGAGACCAUCCACACAGAAUCAACACUGCGAGAACUACUCCUGGCCCCGAUCCACAGUGCCCAACAACAAGCGAAGAGAAACAAAGAAACUCAGGAGAAAAAGGACAGCAUUAGAUAAGAAAAGACAGUGGAUUGGAAAGAUUAAAAAGUGUGUUACAGAGGGCUUUCUGCUCAAGACAAAAGACCACUGUUUUCUGAAAAAUCUUGCAGGAAAAGCAAAGCAUGAUGGCAAGCAGACAGAGCAAUAUUUCAACUAUCUUAAGAAGCUCUUAUUCAAGGAAGAGUGCAUUGUGAAGGCUGAGAUGCUAAAACUGAAGUAAGAAAGAAAAAUUUAGAAUAUUGCAAGAAGAAAAUGGUUUAUUUAGUUGUAGUUUUAUACUUACACUGUUUUGUAGUGCUUUGUGCCUUGCUGUAUGGCCAGAAUACUUGUUACGUGUUACAUCAAAUGAUGUCAUGUAGGGCCAAGUAUGCCCUAUCUUUAUUUUGUCCAUAUAAGUAGAGGCAUUUAUUCUUUUUUUAUGCAACAGGUGUUUAUUUCUUCUAGUUUCCAGAGUUUUCCAGUGUAGAAAGUGUGUUCAUUACUACCGAUGUGAGACGCAUAUGAAAGAUCAAGUAUAAUUCUAGCAGCCCGGUUGACUGGGUCUGAUCAAAAGUAACCUGUAAUGCUUGCUAGUCACUUUCUCAGGAAGAUCUUUAGUUGGCAGUAAAUCUUUU